AUGGAAGAAGAGAAAAGUACCAAACAAACGAACUAUCUCAGUGAUGAAGAUUUACACAAAAAAUAUAUCCAUCUUCGAGAAUGCAUCGAACUGGAGAAGGAUGACAUGGACAACUGCCACGUGAAGGAAAUGAAAAAAUUGCUCAUCACAGCAUUGUUAAAAUAUAAGGCCAUAAAAUUUGGUGAUUUUAUUUUAAAAUCAAAGAGAAAAUCAAAAUAUUUUUUUUCAAGUGGAGUAUUAAAUAACAUCGUUUCCGCACACAUUAUUUCGUUUUUAAUUUCUCAUUUAAUUUUAAAGGAAAAAAUUCCCUUUGAUUAUUUAUUGGGGGCAUCUUAUAAGGGCAUUCCAAUAGCAACCCUGACUAGCCACUUUUUAUUUCAGUCGAAUAAAUUUUCAAAUGUUUUUUACCUGUACGAUAGGAAGGAAAAAAAAGAUUAUGGUGACAAGACACUCAUUGUUGGGAACUUAGAUGAAGAAUUUAAUGGCGAUGUACACAAUGCAAAGGAUGAAAAGAACGAAAAAAAAGUAAUUAUAAUUGAUGAUGUCUUUACCUGUGGCACUGCCUUGACGGAAAUAAUGAACAAGCUAAAGUCAUAUCCCAACUUGAAGGUUGUUGCUUUCAUCGUUUUACUUAAUCGAAAUGAGUACGAACUGAAUGAGCACAAUGAAAAGGUGUAUUUCAAAGAUUUGUUUGAACAGAAACUCAAGGUCCCUCUUUACAGCAUUCUCAGUUACAACGAGGACCUGGAGCCCCUCAUGGGUUAG
Messenger RNA from Plasmodium knowlesi strain H, 765 nucleotides. Its product is annotated as orotate phosphoribosyltransferase, putative. Bases 1 to 765 code for a protein of 254 amino acids. The record is from RefSeq and is a predicted model, not a curated record. Gene Ontology annotation, molecular function: orotate phosphoribosyltransferase activity. Gene Ontology annotation, cellular component: cytoplasm. The transcript has a single exon. Lineage: Eukaryota; Apicomplexa; Aconoidasida; Haemosporida; Plasmodiidae. Gene Ontology annotation, biological process: 'de novo' pyrimidine nucleobase biosynthetic process; pyrimidine ribonucleoside biosynthetic process; pyrimidine nucleotide biosynthetic process.